Messenger RNA from Diaporthe citri, 219 nucleotides. RefSeq lists its product as uncharacterized. The record is from RefSeq and is a predicted model, not a curated record. Bases 1 to 219 code for a protein of 72 amino acids. The transcript has a single exon. Lineage: Eukaryota; Fungi; Ascomycota; Sordariomycetes; Diaporthales; Diaporthaceae.
AUGUCCCGCCCUAUUUCCACCUGCUCUACGGGCUACGAGACCGAUUCCUCCACCGGAAGCAUGUGGUCCACCCAACAACCAGUCCAGAGCCCCGAUACCAAGACAAAGAUCAACAACAAGGGCCAGUUCGUGACCGUCAUCAACCACAAGCAGCAGAACCGCCAGGACGAGCCCAGUCCGACAUACAAGUCAGCCAAGACAUAUGGCAAACAGGGCUAG